Molecule: messenger RNA, 2778 nt
Organism: Bufo gargarizans (Asiatic toad)
Lineage: Eukaryota; Metazoa; Chordata; Amphibia; Anura; Bufonidae
Product: teratocarcinoma-derived growth factor-like
Exons: 6
Coding region: 1-621 (206 amino acids)
Source: RefSeq, a predicted model, not a curated record
AUGGAUUUCCUGAUCCAUGUAUGGUCCAAUGAAGCUGAUGACUUGAGGUCUCCAGACUUGACUACUUUGUCAUGUAUGAGAAUGUCUUGUGGCCAGUUUCUGGUCAGCAUCAUUGUGUCUGCAGAGUGCUUUAUCACUUUCACCUACGGCAAAUCAUGUAAGGGUUUAUUUUGCCAUCAAGUGAAUUUCCCACAGACAAAUCUGAGCUCGUACAUCACCCAGCCUGUGAGCAGCUCGACCUCAGAGAGUCCAAGCAGACCUGCCAACAAAGUCGCCUUCCAAGGCAUCCUUAAAAGUCACAAGUUAAACAAGAAAUGUUGUUAUAAUGGAGGAACUUGUUUCCUUGGAACGUUUUGCAUUUGUCCUAAGGAGUACACAGGACGUCGCUGUGAAUAUGAAAAGAGGCCUCAAAAUUGUGCUGGUGGCAUCGCCAAUGGAGAGUGGGUAGUCCGAGGUUGUGCCUUAUGCAGAUGUUUCUCAGGAGAACUUUACUGUUUGCCUCCAGCAGAAGGAUGUGAACACGUCACCAUGAGAUCCGUGGGGUCGAAGCUACAUUACUGCUGUGUGACUGUAUUCGGACUGACGCUAAUGAUUAUUUUUGCACUGUGUGCGCUAUUUUAAAGCAUGCUUGAUAGAUACGUUUUUUGUAUCCUGCACUUUUAAAGAUUUUUCCUUUUUGCAAAUUGAGUUUUGGUUGCAUAGAAUUUACAUAAAACGCUAAUGAACACUUUGAAAAUAGAAAUACAAUUCGUUCCCUUGACUGCUGGAAAACGGAUUGAUUUUUCUAUGUAUACGGGUGAACUCCACCAACGGCCAGCAGACGUUUUCUCUUUGGUACCUGGAAACUGCCUCUGGGAUGAGUAUUAUCUUGAUAUAUUGCAUUCCCAAAGUGUCAUUGUGAAACGUUUAACUGUAAAACAAGGUCAGACCCAACUUGUGAACACCGCUAGUGAUGUUUCACUAAUGUAAUGUCAGAAAUAGCGGAGCUGAAUGAGUGUUAACUCCUUAAGGGCUGCAUAGUUUCAGCUUUGUGAUGUAUCUGGUUUAGGCUAGUUUCACACUAGCGUUGGACAUCUCUGGCCAUCUGUUCUGCCACCUGAGACCCACCCGCCCCAUUCACUAUAAUGGGGAUCGGCAGAGAUCUGGCUGCAACCCGGCAUACAUGCCGAUUCUCAGCAGCGGGAUCUCUGCUAGUCCCUUUCAUAGUGAAUGGGGCCUGGCGGCGAUGUGGUAGCUUCCGGCAAUGCCGAUAUGCAGAGGGAUCUAAAAGCGCUAGUAUGAAACUAGCCUCACCCAUAGCACUAUGUAAAACAAAAAAUAACACACAUUGAUAGCAUGAUAAACUUACCAAAUGACUCAUUCAGCCCUGCUACAUCUAAACAGUAGUUUCCACCAUAGGUUUUUAAUAUUUGUCUAUGCAACAUUGUUCAUUAGUGAAUAGGAUUGCUUUCUAUAUUUAAAACUUCUAUUAAUUGUAAAUGUGUUUGUCUGUCAUGUAAAAUGGGAAUUCUCUAAAAAACAAAACGGGUAGAUUGUAAAUGGGGACUUCACGAAGCAAUAACUUCGGCUCAUCAGAGCCAAUACAUUCUACUACUGUACAGAGCUCCUGCUCCGUACAGUAUUAGAACAAAGUUUUAUGCGAAUUGACUUCGGAUGUUUCACCCGAAGUCGAUUCGCUCAUCAUUAAUUGUAAACUUGUUCAACAGAUGACGUUGGCAUAUGAUGGGAAAGAAUAUUUUUAUAUUUUAUGUAUAGAGUAGAUUAGUAGCAACUGUUUUACUUGUCUGACAAUCACCACUUUGAAUUGUGAUGAGACAAAUCAAUAAGCACUUACUAGAAUGACCGAAUUACCUACUAGGCCUGAAGCCUAUGGCGCUGAUCAGCGGCGGGGCAGGGAACUAUGCCCUCCUGUGCCUCGCCGCAGUAUGUGGGGCGAGCACCCCUAUGUUAAUCCGCCACUGAGCGGCACUGCAGACAGACAAGUGUUUUUGGGCGCAGGUUCUGAGGAUUAGGGUGGCCAUCUCCUAGGCCAGACAACCCCUUUUAAACACUCAGUUUAACAAAAGAUUCACACAUCCGGCUGAAUGCUAACGAUAUUGCUGAUUUAAUAAGACGAUUGGAGAGAAGUACUCUCUCUAGACAUGUACUGAAAUGUUUCUACAAUGCAUGAUUGUACCCAUAUUUCUCUUGUUGAAUGCAGUCAUGGUAUAAUACAGUGUGGUAUUCUUUCUAUUUUUUUGGAGUGAAAGGGAUAACUCUUAGAUUGGUGGGUGUCCUACCACUGGGACCUCUACUGAUCAUGAGAAUGAGAACCCUGUACCUUUUGGAGGCCUCCAAAAGUAACGGAGCCGCAGGUCCGGCGUGUAUGAUUGAUGGGGAUCUGGCUGCUGCCACCCCACUGAUCGUGAGAAUGGAGGUCUCCAAGUCCCCUGUGUGAACAGGCUUGUGCAGUAUGCAUAUGUGAUCUGUAGUCUGUUCAUUAUGGGACUGCUGAGUACAGAACUCUAUCUCUGGCAGUACCAUUGAAGCGAAUGGGAGCAGUGGUCACACAUGCUCACUAGUGCUCCAUUCACACAAGAGCACCUCUACAGCAGUCAGACCUGCAGCAAAUAUACCUUCAUCUAUCCUGUGGAUAGGUGAUAAAUGUUAUUCGUGGGCCAUAUUUACCCAUUAUUAUCACAGCUCAGUUUUUAUUUCUUAUAGUGAUCCUAAAAAAUGGUUGUGCUGUGAUGGGAAACAAGAUAAGAUUUCAUAAACCUGCCCCAUCAUUAAUCCUUU